GUUCAGUUCUUGAUAGUUCUAAUCUGCUCAGCAGCCAGGUUGCAAGCUUGGAACUCGAAGGAAUAAUUUGACUAGAGAAAUGGGUCAGUGUUGCAGCAGAGCUACGGCCCCGGAUUCUGGACGGGGAGUUACCAAUGGGUAUGGCUAUUCUAACCAGGCAAAGCCAGCACAUACACCCCAGUUACAAUGCUCCUCCGCCACCGACUGAGGUACGGUACACGCCGCCGGCGAUGAACCCUCCAGUAGUCCCACCUGUAGUUGUCCCACCGAAGCCCACAGGGGACACAAUUCUUGGCAAGCAGUACGAGGAUGUGCGCACAGUCUACUCCCUUGGGAAGGAGCUUGGCCGGGGCCAGUUCGGGGUGACAUACCUCUGCACAGAGAUUGCCACAGGCAGGCAGUACGCCUGCAAGUCCAUCUCUAAGCGCAAGCUCACCAGCAAGGCAGAUAGGGAGGACAUCCGCAGGGAGAUCCAGAUCAUGCAGCAUUUGUCCGGACAGCCAAACAUUGUCGAGUUCAGGGGAGCGUAUGAGGAUAAGAGCAAUGUGCAUGUGGUGAUGGAGCUCUGUGCAGGUGGCGAGCUAUUCGACCGGAUCAUUGCUAAGGGGCACUACACAGAACGGGCAGCUGCUACAAUCUGCAGAGCAGUUGUGAAUGUUGUGAACAUUUGCCACUUCAUGGGAGUGAUGCACCGUGAUCUGAAGCCAGAGAAUUUCUUGCUCGCAACUAAGGAGGAGAAUGCAAUGCUCAAGGCCACUGAUUUUGGGCUUUCGGUCUUUAUUGAAGAAGGAAAGAUGUACAGGGACAUUGUUGGAAGUGCUUAUUAUGUUGCUCCUGAAGUCCUUAGGCGUAGCUACGGAAAAGAGAUAGAUGUUUGGAGUGCCGGUGUUAUGUUGUACAUUCUUCUCAGUGGCGUGCCUCCAUUUUGGGCUGAAACCGAAAAGGGGAUAUUUGAUGCUAUUCUGCAUGAGGAGAUUGACUUUGAAAGUCAACCUUGGCCAUCAAUUUCUGAGAGUGCUAAAGACCUGGUUAGGAAGAUGUUGACACGAGAUCCAAAGAAAAGACUUACUUCGGGUCAAGUUCUUCAACAUCCUUGGCUCAGAGAAGGUGGAGACGCAUCUGAUAAGCCUAUUGACAGUGCUGUUCUUUCUAGAAUGAAGCAAUUCAGAGCAAUGAAUAAGCUGAAAAAGAUGGCUCUGAAGGUUAUUGCUUCAAACCUUAAUGAGGAAGAGAUCAAGGGCUUGAAGCAAAUGUUCAUGAACAUGGACACAGACAACAGUGGUACAAUCACAUACGAAGAACUCAAAGCAGGAUUAGCCAAACUUGGAUCAAAGCUGUCAGAAGCUGAAGUAAAGCAGUUGAUGGAGGCUGCUGAUGUUGAUGGGAAUGGAUCCAUUGACUAUGUUGAGUUCAUCACUGCCACAAUGCAUAGACACAAGCUCGAACGAGAUGAGCAUUUGUUCAAGGCAUUCCAGUACUUUGAUAAAGAUAACAGUGGCUUCAUCACAAGAGAUGAGCUAGAGUCAGCUUUGAUCGAGCAUGAGAUGGGCGACACGAGUACGAUAAAGGAGAUCAUAUCAGAAGUUGACACGGACAAUGAUGGAAGAAUUAACUAUGAGGAAUUUUGCGCUAUGAUGAGAGGAGGGAUGCAGCAGCCGAUGAGGCUCAAGUAGCAUGUUCCCAUUGUAGAAACGGUGUACCAUUAGUAACUGUUUUUUGCUCUUUUUCCUUCAUGGUUGGUACUUGGUAGCUGGAUGAAGGCUUACAAUGGACGUUGCUUUUGCAUUGUUGAGAGAUGAUUGUGUAUAUCUUUUUUGCUCGUGUUUUUUUGCCUUGUAGUAUCUUAAUGUCCCUUUCUUCUGUUUAUUGAAGUUCAUCUAAUAAAAAGUGCAUUUUGCAUCUUAA
Setaria italica (foxtail millet) is the source of this 1905-nucleotide messenger RNA. RefSeq names its product calcium-dependent protein kinase 2 (gene CDPK1). Gene Ontology annotation, molecular function: calcium-dependent protein serine/threonine kinase activity; calcium ion binding; ATP binding. The record is from RefSeq and is a predicted model, not a curated record. Gene Ontology annotation, biological process: peptidyl-serine phosphorylation; intracellular signal transduction; protein autophosphorylation. NCBI's taxonomy places the organism in Eukaryota, Viridiplantae, Streptophyta, Magnoliopsida, Poales, Poaceae. Gene Ontology annotation, cellular component: nucleus; cytoplasm.